Zerene cesonia (dogface butterfly) is the source of this 309-nucleotide messenger RNA. RefSeq names its product NADH dehydrogenase [ubiquinone] iron-sulfur protein 5-like. The record is from RefSeq and is a predicted model, not a curated record. Lineage: Eukaryota; Metazoa; Arthropoda; Insecta; Lepidoptera; Pieridae. The transcript is spliced from 2 exons. Bases 1 to 309 code for a protein of 102 amino acids.
AUGUCGGAUAUUGUUUCUCCCGCUAUCCGCACAGUUUUCACCGACAUUACGGGCGCAAUGCUUAGUUAUCAGAUGUUAGGGCGUUGUGCAAAGCAAGAGAUGGAUAUGAUGAAUUGUAUGGAGGCAUACGGAUAUGGCCGAGGUUUGCGUAAAUGCAAGGAUUAUAUAGACGAGUAUCAUGAGUGCCAUACGAGAAAGAAACAAUUUGCGAGAUUUGUGGCCAUGCGUAAGGAGCGAGAAAGACAAAUAGCUUGCGGCCAGCUGACUGGAGACAAACGAUAUGUAACACCAAGAAUCGACAGUUAUUGA